AUGCAGCAUAAUAAUACUUUGACACUUUUGAUAUAUAAAGCUGUACUUGGCCAUACUUUGAGUUAUCCAAAUUCGGCAGAUUUUUCAGUCUCGAGUAUUCUUACCAUCGCAAUGGGAAAUGCACUUAUCAACUGGAUAAAAUCCUUGUUCUGGAGGCAAGAGAUGGAACUGACGCUUGUGGGACUGCAAAAUAGCGGAAAAAGCACACUAGUCAAUAGCAUUGCCACCGGAACUUUUGAAGACAUGGCCCCGACCGUGGGUUUCAAUAUGAAAAAAGUGACCAAAGGCAACGUGUCGAUAAAAAUGUGGGAUAUCGGUGGACAGCAAAAAUUUCGCAGUAUGUGGGAACGAUACUGCCGAGGCGUGAAUGCAAUUGUAUUUGUAGUGGACUCCGCUGAUUUGGAUAGGAUUCCACAGGCGAGAAAAGAACUGCAUCUGCUGGUCAACAAAUCUCAGCUAUCCGAUAUACCUCUUCUCGUUCUUGGAAACAAAAACGACCUACAAGGCGCGCUCAGUCUUGACAACCUGAUUAAGGAAAUGGAUUUGACGAGCAUCAAAGGAAGAGAAGUUUGUUGCUAUUCUAUAUCUGCAAAAAAUGUGGUGAAUAUUGACAUCACUUUGGAUUGGCUUAUAAAGCAUGCGGACCAAAAUCGAGGCAACUGAUCAAGUUUUCUUCAAUUACACAGAGUUUGCGUACAGGUGGUGUAUAUAUAUAUAUAGGCGGUGUCCUAUUAGCCGCCUAUCACAGAUUGUCCUCAGCAGAAAUAAAGAAAAAGUGGCGCCGAGCAUAUGCGAGAAAAGGUUUGUCAUUUUUCACUGCGAGGGAAAUAGAGUUUACGCGGAG
Messenger RNA from Schistocerca gregaria, 844 nucleotides. Its product is annotated as ADP-ribosylation factor-like protein 8. The coding region runs from base 1 to 663 and encodes 220 amino acids. Lineage: Eukaryota; Metazoa; Arthropoda; Insecta; Orthoptera; Acrididae. The transcript is spliced from 5 exons. Gene Ontology annotation, biological process: protein transport. Gene Ontology annotation, molecular function: GTP binding; GTPase activity. The record is from RefSeq and is a predicted model, not a curated record.